AUGAGUUCAAGAAAUAAGAUUAGUUUACAAGAUCUAGAUGAUUUUGUUGACGAUGACAAUAAUGAAGAAUACAACGAAAACUAUCAACAAGAUGCUGAUUUUUUUGAUCCUAGAGUUGGUGAUGACAGUACUGGUCAAAACACACCAGUUUUUGAUGAUGGAGAGAUGAAACACGUUGUUAAUCAAGUGGUUAGAUUAGCAUUAGCUAAAGAGUUAAAUGGGAAAAAAUUAAGAACAGAUCAUAUUGCUAAAGCUAUCAAGCACAAUUUUGGUAGAAAGGUAACUGGUAAUGUAUUAAUUAAAGAAGCAAACAAAAUUCUUCAAGAAGUUUAUGGAUUAUCACUUGAAGAUGUAUCAUCGAGCACAGAUAAACAGAAAACAAAACCCGAAAGUGAUCAACCAGCUACAAAGAUGAGAAAAACUAGUGGAAAAGGGCCAUAUGUAAUGGUUAGCACUUUACUGGUUCAAUCAAGAAAUAUAUUAGGAGAAUUAUGGAAUAAAGAUUUACGAAUAAGUUUCAAGAAACCAGAUCUUACCAGUAAAGGGUUUUUCUUACCAUUAUAUGAAAAAACUCCAGCUCCAGGAUCACAUUAUGAUUUGGUUAAAACUGGGAUUAUGUUGUUGAUAAUUUCCAUGAUUAUACUAAAUGAGAAUCAUAUCCAAGAAACUAUAUUGCUCACGAAAUUAAAAAAAUUUGGUAUUUCAGAUAACCUCAAUCAAAAGAAUAGUAAUAUUAAUAUGAAUUCGAAAGAUUUACUUAAUGAUCUAACAGAUAAGGAAUAUUUGCUGAGAAAGAAAUUAAAAGGAAGAACCGAACUGGAAGAUAUUCACGAUUAUUCAUUGGGUAAACGAUCAUUAGCUGAAUUUACACCACAAGGAGUGUUUGAAUAUAUCAAGAUCAUUUAUGGCGAUUCUUAUAAUAGCACGAUUGCAGAGAAAACAUUAGUUACUAUUGAAAAGGCAUAUGGUGUGGCGUUGAAUGAAGCCGUCGAUAAUAAUAAUAAUAAUAACAAUGCUGACACAAAUGAAGAGCAAGCGGAAGAAUAA
Molecule: messenger RNA, 1047 nt
Organism: Candida tropicalis MYA-3404
Lineage: Eukaryota; Fungi; Ascomycota; Pichiomycetes; Serinales; Debaryomycetaceae
Product: Smc5-Smc6 complex subunit
Exons: 1
Coding region: 1-1047 (348 amino acids)
Biological process (GO): DNA repair
Cellular component (GO): nucleus
Source: RefSeq, a predicted model, not a curated record